AUAGAAGAAAACGAGAGAAGGAGAAAAGAAAUAGCGAGGGAGAGAUCGAUCAAAGUUUGAAAAUUGAAAAGAAAAAAUGUCAAAACCCAAAAACCCAGAGGAAGGAAUUUAGAGAGAACAGCAAAAUGAAUUGAAAUUGCAGAAAAAGGGAAUUCUGUAUCGAGAGAGAGGAGAGGGAGAGAAUAAUAAUAAUAAAGCUUGGUUGAAUGCAUAAGAGAAAGAGGAAGAGGAAGCUUCGACGCAUCAAUUUUCCCUCUGAAUCUCGAAAUUUUCUUCCAAUUUAUCUACUUCAGAACAGGUUCUCUCCUUCUCUCUAUCUCUUCCUUGAUUCUCUUUAUUGUUUCUCUCUCGCAUCAAUUUGUAGUUCAAUUUGAGCUCUAAAGGGUUGUGGGCUGAUCUCUAACAAUCGAAGGAUAAUAAACUCUGCUGCUUCUUUCUAAUUGGUAUAAAAGGAGUUUGGUGCAGUUACAUUGAGGUUAUUUUUACAAAUUUAGCAAGUUGUAAUUGAAGGAAUAAAGGGUUUUGUAAAGUUACAAACUCAAAUUUCGAAGAUGGCUGCGGUUUUGAUUUGUAUGCUCAAAUUGAAUUUUUCGGAGGGAGAGUUGUAGUUUCUACCUUUUUAUUGAACCCUCAGCCAUGCCAAAGAUACGUGUUCGGUAUUGGCAUUGAUGGUUUUUCUCGAAGUUAUGGUUAUGUACUUUUCGGGUGGUGGCAAAUGGGAUUUCGGAAACAAAGUGAAAUAACCCUGAUUUAGUUAGGGCUUUGAGUUUACAGCAGCCAAUUUUUUUAAUUUUACUGUUGUUGACUAUGUUGUGAGAAAUGCAACGGUGGAAUCAGCAUUCGCGGGUAAAUCUCGCUGAGUUGAAAACUCAGAUAGUCAAGAAAAUUGGGGUGGAGAGGACAAAAUUGUACUUCUAUUAUUUGAAUAAAUUCUUGAAUUUGAAGGUGAGUAAGAUCGAGUUCAAUAAGCUAUGUUUUCGGGUUCUUGGAAGAGAGAAUAUUCCCCUACAUAAUCAUUUUAUAUGUUCAAUCUUGAAAAAUGCUUGUAAUGCCAAAAUCUCACCGCAAUUGAAUCAUGAUAAGGAGGUUCCAAUAUCAACAAGAGAUGGGUCCCACACUUUCCUGAAUGGGAAGACAGAUUUUGCUUCUUAUCCAUCAAUCAUUACGGGGAAUAACAUAGCUUCAGAAGAUGGCAUACUGAAGCCGGUGCAGCAUCAUCAAGUACUCUUGGAAAAAGCAGACAGAGAAGGGGAGGUUUUAUUUCACCACCAGAACAAAUUACUUCCUGCAAAACGGUCAACAGAUGGUUCACUUUCUAUACAGAGUCGAGAACAGAGUGAAGUAUCUGUGGUUGAAGACAGAAAAGAGACAUCUACUUUAAGUUCACUUGUGGCUCCACUUGGAAUUCCCUUUUGCAGCGCAAGUGUAGCAAGCAAUGCUAGAUGCACAAGUUCACAUGACAUUGGUGGAUUGCUGGACUCACGGUCACUACGGGAAAAAAUGCAACAAAUUGCUGUAGCACAGGGCCUUGGUGAGGUGUCAAUGGACUCUGCCAAUUUGCUGAACAUUGGCUUGGAUGCCUACUUGAAAGGGUUGAUAAAGUCUUGCAUUGAACUUGUGGGUACCAGGUGUGGAUGCAAUUUGGUGACAAAAAGUAGCCACAAGCACAAUUCUCAUAUGAAGCUUGUUAAUGGGUGCUUUCCAGACCAUCGUAUGCAGAUGCAAAGUAGCAGUAGACUCUUAGAUGGAGUACAAGAGCAGAGAUCCCACUUCUCCAUAUCUUUGCUGGAUUUCAAAGUUGCCAUGGAGCUUAACCCACAGCAGCUUGGAGAAGAUUGCCCAUUGCUGCUGGAGAAAAUUAUGCAUGUAAUUGAAGAAUAAAACUUCCUAUGGGAGGUUUUCUUUCUGAUGCUACUAAUUUGGUUUUUCUGGUUCUAAAGGGUCCAAGAAGAUAGUUGUUUAUUAUGCAUGCAUGCAGAUGAUCUAAUGAACAUUCAACCAUUUCUUAGCGUUUGUGAAUCAGUUUCCUGCUCUCAGAUUAAAUUCCACCCCUUACUAGAUGAGGUGUGAAUGAGAGCAGGAGGUUCUGCUUUUUAGGAUGUUGUUGAUUUGGUGUACCACAUUUUACAGCAACCAGUCAAAAGGUACACAGAAAACUAUGUCCAUUUUGGUUGCUCCCUGUUGUAUUUUUAGGAUAGUCAGCAUUUUCUGCAAUUUUUUAGUUGAUGAGAAGAAAUUUUUAGAAACAGUUUUGCAGGAAUAAUUUGUCUAGCUUGUUAGGAAGGUUAAAAGCUGGACGUUGUAAAAGUUCCUGUAUAUUUAUUUUCUACAGUCAAAUUGCUGGGGUCUUGGUAUUAACAAGUUAUCCAGGCUGAUUGUUUCUGCUGAUUUUUAUUCCAUCUAUGAAGUUGAUUUAUUGGUUUAAACUCCUCUUACAAGUAAUGUAAUUUCUUUCCUCAUUUUGGUAGUUUGUGCUGGAUUUUGCUCUCAUGGCUCUUCAAAUACAUGUGCAAUGAGAGACCAAUACAAUCUCCAACUUGCCAGUCUGUUUAUUUACAAUGUUCUUGAAGUUUAUUGUUGUCUGCAGCAUUCCUAUUUAUCUAAACAGUAACGUUUAAGAUAUCUAUGAGAAUGAUCCAUCUGGUUUCAAACAUUGUUAAAAUUAGAUUUUUAGAAUUAGCUUUCAGAAAUGCAAGUUCAUGAAGUUGAGUGUUGAAACAAGCAAAUGGAAAUGCUGAAGCAUUAGUAUUCAUACAAUGACAACUUAACAACCCUGCUUUACCAGAACGACACCAGAAAAUACCCAGCAUUAUUUGGUAUGAAGAAGCCCGAUAAUAUUCUAAGAGCCUGGUGAUGAGUUAUGCAGAAUAAAAGGGGGAAGUUUGUCUAUCAUUCUUAAGGCAGUGGGUUCGGAGGUUUUUGGAUGUCAUACAGAGAGCUCAUUCACACUAUAUAGGGAAAGAUGAAUUCUUCAAGGUUAAAUAUAGCUAGUAUGCCUCACUCUUUAUUAUUUAAUUAUCUGUUGAGAAUGCUGCCACACUAUACGCUAACAUCCAGGGAUGCAUAGUUUUGGUUUAUUGUAUAGCAGAUAUUGCGGUCUGGUUUAAGUGGAUAAUGCUGUCCAAACCUUCUGAAGCAUUGUUCAUGUUGUGCUUGGUUCAGGUAUGUCUUCUUGUUCAAGUUCUAUAGAUGCAGGUGUUUAUCACCUAGACAGCUGUUUCUUGAACCAUUGUUUGAUUUGUGUUUCUUUAGUCUUCCUUUUUCUUUUUAAUUUUUAUAAGUAGCCCUAGUGUUUAUCAUCUGACAAACAGCUGUAAACCAUUCAAUUUUGUUGCUGCUUGCUGGGAUGAUUUCACUGUAAGCCCUGUUAUUAUAAACACAUUUUUGCCAUUGCAUGAUAGAAUUUCUUAAGCAAGAUGAAAAUGCAGUUUCUCUGUUAUUCAAAGUAAAUCUUAAGAAAUUUGGUUCCUAAGUCCCUUUUAAAUUGAUAUCGUCCCACUAACAUUCUGCUUUGUCUUUUCAUUAAUAAUGUUUUAAUUUUUCCUGUGACCUUGGCUUGCAUCUCGAAGGGGUAGAACUCUUUAUUUAGAAUUUAGUAAUUGCUUUGGGUAUUUUUCUGUGUGUAUAUGUUCUGGGCAACUAUUUAGAUAUUGGCAAUUCUUCCUGUGAUGAUGACCCGCAUCUGAGGUAUAUAGAUACUGAGUUUAUUUCAAAUGGUGAUUCAUGUCCUAGGAGCUUGCACAAACUAAUUAACAGUUUAUUUCAAAUGGUGAUUCAUGUCCUAGGAGCUUGCACAAACUAAUUAACAGAUGUGGUGACUUGAGAAAAUUAAUUCCUUGCAAGUGGCAUGGUGUUGUGGUUGUUUUAUUUUUGUAGAAAAAGGAAUGAGGACAGAGAUGAAAAUGAGUUGAGCAAGGGGGAUGUCCAGUGUAAAUUGGCACGCACAGUGUGCAGAAGGUUGAGUAAUGAGUAUAUAGAAAUCAUAGGAGAGAAGAAAAUAAGUAGGUAGAACCAAAAUAACCUAGGGUGAUUUGAGAAAAUUAAAAUCCUUGGCAAGUGGCAUGGUGUUGUGGUUGUUUUUAUUUAUGUAGAAAGAGAAAGGAGAUGAAAAUGAGUUGAGCAAGGGGGAUGUCCAGUGUAAAUCAGUACACACAGUGUGCAGAAGGUUGAGUAAUGAGUAUAUAGAAACCAUAGGGAAGAAAACAAGUAGGUAGAACCAAAAUAACUUAGGGUGAAGCACUUUAAAGGCCAUGAGAGUUUAUCAGCUCCAAGUCUAAGGUUGUAUGAAGACCCAAACAAAUAGAUGAAACUGGUUAACUAGCACAGCUGCAGGUUAAAGAAAUGUUUCUGUUCAAGGCCAGUUUUGAAUCCUGAUAUAUUAAAGAAGAUCAAUUUUACAUGAUAAUUUUAGUAAUAUUGAAUAAAUUGAUUUCCAUGUAACUGUGCCAAUUUCUGUUUCACUAUAUAUAAGCUUGUAUGACAUGUCAGGACUCAGAACCUUAAGGUCCUUUGAGAACUUUUCUCUAUGUCAUGAGCCUCCAAACUGCUAAAACGCGAGCAUCAAUCAAUCAACACCUCCGACUGUCAAGUUCCUUGCGUGUUCUCUCUCUCUCAGGCUCUCAGCCUCCAUCUUUCCAUCCCUUAAGGCUGCAUGCUUGUUGUUUGGGCCAUUGUGGAGCGUGAACACUGGGCUCAAGCUCUUGAAGUGUUUUCUAACCAAUAUCCUUUUGCCUUUAGUUUUGGAUAUUAAUUGAUGAUAUAAGAUUCACUAAGCAUGUUUUUGGAGUAAUGCUACAGUAGAGUUUGUUGCAGUUUCACAAUAAUGAUAUACUGUUCUUUACAAAGAGCUCUUUUCAGUUACACUCCUCUUAUUUCUUAUGUACUCCUGACCAUCUAAUUUGCUUGAAGCAGGCCAGACUGUCAGAUAUUGCGGUCAUGGAAAUCCCACUUUGCUUUCAGUUUGGAGUCUGGUAUCUCCUGGCCGCAGCAAAUCAGAAGGAUAUGACCCCGGCUUGGUGUUUUGGUGGGAUCAAUGUGUCAUCAAGAAAAUAUCUGACUUAAAAUAGCUUCUGAAUUAGGAAAAUCAUCCAAGCUGUUGCGAGGUAUACUGAUGCUAACCAAGCACACGGGGGAAGCUAUUCCAAGUAAGAUAUCAUUUAUGGGUUAUGACAAAACAUUAUGUAUUUACAAAUGACUUGUCAUUUGACAGGAACUUGUUUUCUCACAUAAAGGUAAAACUUUUGACACAUAUUUGCACCGAUUUCUGAUAAACUCAGCAACAGCUCUGUACCAUGCUACUGCAAUAACGGCCGUUGGAUGGUAAAACCUAUGAUGGAUGCCCAUGAAGUUGCAGGACACGAGCAGCUCAUCAUUAUUAGCACGCAGUAUGCUGUGUCUUCUUGUAUUAGGCAUGGUUUGCAGAGAAGGAAGAUGUUCCACUAUUGUUAGACCAUACAAAAACUUUCCAGAAAGGUCGUUGCUUGCGCUUGGGUUGGUUAGUUAUCUGUUCUGUUUCUGAUCUUCUCAACAUCUCCCACAUAACUUGGACAUCCUCAUAUCCACAGGUCUGUAUAUCAUUGUGAAGCUUCAGAAGACCAGCACCUUCUCAAAAACACAACACCAGGGGACAAAAACAUGUAAGAUCUUUCUGAUUCUUUAAUGGAAUAAAAAAAAAAAAAAAGAAGCUGACCCAGUUAUUGACCCUAUAAUCCAAUAGCCUAAAUGACAUUAAUCAUGUGAUACUCCCAAGUGGUUGGGAAACAAAAACAAAGGUUGUUUUGUUGUAUUAAAGCAUUAAUCAAUACCCAGAUGGAGCUGGAGGAAUCUGUGAUGGGGGCAAAGGAAGCAGUGAUUAGACAAAUAAUUCUUGUUCAGUUAUCAAAAGUGACGGCUAUAGCCAUAAAGCUACACUGAAAUAGAAGGUGAUCUUAAAGUGAAGCCUCUUGUGCUUUAACUUUCGGCGCAGGGUGUUUCUGAAAAGGCGACGAUUGUAUCCAUAAAGAUUUUUCUAUUAGGCAUCUGACCUUGUAUAAGAGCUUUAUUUUAUUUCUGAGUGGUUUUAGCCUAGUGGAUGUGGUUGGUCAUACAUAGAAUCUACAAAUUGGGGUGAUCUUACAGAAAUUAUUCCUUAACGAGAAAAACGAUUAUCUACUUUUUCUUAUUUUUAGAAUUCAUGAAUGGGAUCGCUUGUAUAAAUUUUUGUAAAUUACUUAUUUAGAAAUAUCUAAUCAUUUUCCUAUAACUGAAAAAAGAAAGGAAACCGAAUCCAACAUUGCUUUAAUUACCUCCCUCGGAAUUAAAGAAUUAAGAGAAAAUAAACCUCUCAAACACUAUUAUUAUUACUACCGGUGAGGGUCAUUAUUGUUGAAUUAUGAAAGAUUAGAUAACUGAUUUGACAAAUCAAUUCUUAUGAAAUUUCGAUUUGUCUUUUAGUCGAUUCACUGACAAUUAUUGGAUUCUUCCACCAAUUUUUUUUUUUUUGGAAAAAAAAAAACAUCAUAACAAUAAUAAUCAAAAGCCGGAAAAGAAAGGUUCACAAGUUUUUGAAAAGAAAAAAAAAAUGGAAAACUCAUAUAAAUAACGAAAUAAAAGAAAAACUUGUAUAAAUUAGUUUCUUCUGAUUUAAUUAUAUUAAAAUUGAUGAACUUUU
This is a messenger RNA of Manihot esculenta (cassava), 6649 nucleotides long. RefSeq lists its product as uncharacterized. Gene Ontology annotation, cellular component: SAGA complex. The record is from RefSeq and is a predicted model, not a curated record. Gene Ontology annotation, molecular function: transcription coactivator activity. Gene Ontology annotation, biological process: regulation of transcription by RNA polymerase II. The coding region runs from base 820 to 1881 and encodes 353 amino acids. The transcript is spliced from 2 exons. NCBI's taxonomy places the organism in Eukaryota, Viridiplantae, Streptophyta, Magnoliopsida, Malpighiales, Euphorbiaceae.